Molecule: messenger RNA, 906 nt
Organism: Myotis lucifugus (little brown bat)
Lineage: Eukaryota; Metazoa; Chordata; Mammalia; Chiroptera; Vespertilionidae
Gene: GMPPA
Product: GDP-mannose pyrophosphorylase A
Exons: 10
Coding region: 154-906 (250 amino acids)
Biological process (GO): biosynthetic process
Cellular component (GO): cytoplasm
Source: RefSeq, a predicted model, not a curated record
GUAAAGAGACCCGAUGGAGGGGUGGCGAAAGGGGGAGAGGGCCGGGCACGGCCCCUAGACGAAGGGCGGCGCGGAGGUCCGGGCUGGCUCUCCGCACGUCGGAUGCAGUCCUAGUCCCACAAGCCCUGGAUACGCGAGGUCGCAGUUGCCAUCAUGCUUAAAGCUGUGAUCCUGAUUGGAGGCCCUCAAAAGGGGACUCGCUUCAGGCCUUUGUCUUUUGAGGUGCCCAAACCCCUGUUUCCAGUGGCAGGGGUCCCUAUGAUCCAGCACCACAUUGAGGCCUGUGCCCAGGUCCCUGGGAUGCAGGAGAUUCUGCUCAUUGGCUUCUACCAACCUGACGAGCCACUUACCCGGUUCCUAGAAGCUGCACAACAAGAGUUUAACCUUCCAGUCAGGUACCUGCAGGAAUUUGCGCCUCUGGGCACAGGAGGUGGUCUCUACCACUUCCGGGAUCAGAUCCUGGCUGGGGACCCUGAGGCCUUCUUCGUGCUCAAUGCUGAUGUUUGCUCCGACUUCCCCUUGAGCGCGAUGUUGGCUGCCCACAGACACCAGCCUCACCCUUUCUUGCUCCUGGGCACCACGGCUAACAGGACACAGUCCCUCAACUAUGGCUGCAUCGUAGAGAAUCCACAGACGCAUGAGGUUCUGCACUAUGUGGAGAAACCCAGCACGUUUGUUAGUGACAUCAUCAACUGCGGCAUCUACCUCUUUUCCCCGGAAGCCCUGAAGCCCCUUCGGGAUGUCUUCCAGCGUAAUCAGCAGAAUGGGCGACUCUGCCUUCCUCUGGGGGAGGACUCUUCAGGCCUGUGGCGGGGGGCAGGCACCAUCCGCCUGGAGCAGGACGUGUUCUCAGCCCUGGCUGGGCAGGCUGUGGGUGCGGAGCUUAGUUGCCAGAUGAGCUGGUAA